Funneliformis geosporum is the source of this 2709-nucleotide messenger RNA. The record is from the annotation of a GenBank genome assembly. Lineage: Eukaryota; Fungi; Glomeromycota; Glomeromycetes; Glomerales; Glomeraceae.
AUGCAAUAUUUUUUGGCCAGCGUUUAUGGUCAAAAAGACCCAAAUUGCGAUAGCCUAAAUGAUCCAUGUGUAUUGGCAAAUUCAACACUACAUCCAUGUAAUGGACAUCUUAUGACAAUACCUCCUGAAGCAUUGAGUGGUGCUGUUCAAUUCCAAUAUAAGUUUAGCAUGAGUGAUCCUGAAAUAUAUUCUGUAUAUUAUUGCUCUUGUAGUGUAAAGUUCUAUAAUUUAGUAGUCAACUGCACUACAUGUUUCCAAGGUCCAGGAACCAGUAUUACCGUGGAACCUUUUCAGGAUUUUGCGAACGCUUGUGCCAAUGCGGGAUUUGCCAUUGCAUUGGAAAAACCCAAAGCGCCAAAUCCAAGAAAAAUUGACAAGUAUUGUGGAACUUUAAAAGAUCCAUGUAAUUUGGUAAAUUCAACUUUAAGUCCAUGUGGUGGAUACUUUCCUCCACCAACUCCUGAAGUAUUGAGUGGUAAAAUUUCAUCUAAAUAUGAACUUUCUUCUAAUGAUAAUAGUUUAUUCCCUUGUGCUUGCAACGCCGAACUCUACUCGUUACUUUAUAGAUGCACAACAUGUUUCAUUCAACCUGGAAAUGAUAUUACCGUGGAACCUCUUAAUGAUUUUAAAACGACUUGUAUUGAAGGAGGCUUUAAUUUUGAAGUAACCUCACCAACAACAACAGAACCAUCCCCAACACAAAAAGAAACAUCCAAACCUACCCCACUAAUUAAAAAUGAUCCAUCCUGUAAUACUGAAAAUGAUCCUUGUUUGGUGAUUAAUAAUCUUUUGAUGCCUUGUAACGGGUUUUUAUACCCACCAUCUAAAUUAACAAAUGGAUCCUAUAAUCCAAAGUUAGUGUCUUGUAUGUGUAAUGGUAGAUUUUACGACCAAUUAUCAAAAUGUAUGACGUGUUUCGCUCCAAAGUAUAAUAUUACUGUCGUGCCAUUUGAUGAAUAUGAACAAACUUGCAAGAAGUUGAAACUACUGUCGAACGAUGGAUCAUUAAUUCUAUUAAAAGAUUCGUUUCUCUUGCUUAGCCUAUGGAUAGCUUUUAUGGAGUGCAAAGAUAAAAAGAGUUUGAAGAGUCAUUUAAUCACUUCAAAUGCUGGAAAGUUCGAGGAAAAAUCGGAUGAUAUAAAUUGCCAAAAUGAUUCUCCGGACAAUCCUUGUAACAAAGUUGAUAAAUUAUUAGAACCUUGUAAUGAAACAUUAACUCGACCUGACUCUGAUGAUGAAUUCAUGUAUUGGGUUGAUGAACCCCAAGAAGCAAAAUGCUGGUGUAAUAAAGAAUUUUAUGAUUUAAUAUCAAGUUGUAUGAGAUGUUUCUCUUUGCCACCUAACGUUGAAACACGAAUUAGACCGUUAGAAGAUUAUAAAAAUGAUUGUAAAGCACAGAAUGUAGAAUUUAUCGACCAACAGGUGGAAUCAGCAGCUACAGAACAAGAACAAAGGCAAGUCAAGAAGAAAGGUCCUAAUAAACUUUUACUUGCGCUAGGUAUUAGUUCGUUGAUAACGUUAUUGGCAAGUUUAUUGUUCUGUCUGGUUGCCUUUAAAAAGAACAAGAAGAAGUCACGGGCCUAUGAACAGUUGAAAACGGAUUUUUAUUCAUAUCCAAAAAACAAGGGAAGGGGGAUUGAAAUCGGAACAAGGAAUGUUGUGAAUGAAAAUGAUGAAAAAUUGUAUUCCCCUGAGGCUCCCAUGCCACCACCGUUAGCUCAUCAACCUCAACAGAUUGAAUUGCAAGAUCAAAGUCAACAAAAUAAUCCUUUUGUCAAUACUGGAACGUAUGGUCAGCAAGAAUAUUAUGUGGAUGCAAUUCAGUCGCAAAUACAAGCUCCCAGACAAAUAAUCGCGCAAGAGCCAGAAGAUACACCAAGUCCAACGGUUAAAGCAACGUCUAAAAAUUCAGAACCUACUACAAACGUAUCGCACCCAUCAAAUAAAGAAGUUAAAGAAAAAGAAACGACUAUAGAAAGUUGCACAGAACCUGAUAGUGCGUGUAAAAAUGUUAAUGCUAUUUUAAAGUUAUGUAACGGGAUUAUGGUGACUCCUGACAAGUAUAUCGAGCAAAAUAUUCAUAAUGGCACUUAUCAACCAGAUAGUUUCAGUUUGGCGAGGUGUAUGUGCAAUCAACCUUACUAUAACAUGUUGAAAACAUGUUUGGAGUGUUUUACUAAUAUAACUGAGACAGGAUUUGAAAUCGCCCCUAUGGAACAAUACGAAACUAAAUGCAAAUCAUUCGGUAUCACAUUCACUCAAGAAAUGCCACCACCACCAACAACUGGGGUUCCAUCAAAAGUGAAAUUGAUAUUAUCAAUUGGAUUAUUCGUAAUAUCUUUUGGGUUAAUAGGAAUGCUUUUGUUACAAUUAUACAGAAGAAAAAAAAGAAAGGAAAAGGAAGCACUUUUUGCUGCAAAACAAACCGCUGAAUUGGCAGCAGGUCGUGGUGGUCGUCUUAGCACAGAUACUUUGACUAAAAAAUACCCGCUACCAAGCUCAUCACCAACCCAUCGCCCCCCUCCUCAGUACACAUCAUCAGGUGGAACAAACUAUCCACCUCCGCCUUCAAGUAAUGUUAGUCCGCAACCCUAUUAUCCCCCACAUGGCAGUCCACAAGGCGGUCAAGGUGGUGGCCAGGGUGGUGAUCAUGGUGGUCAAAGCGGGCAGGGUGGUCAAGCUGAUAGUUAUUUUAAUAGUUCUUUCUAA